UCGACCCAUUUCGCCAUCGACCAAGCACGGGACACAUGCCGCACACGAGCACCAGCCGCCGCGCUCACGCACGCGCAGCGUAGCCUCGCCCGCCAUGGAGCUGCUGCUGGUGCUCCUGCUCCUGCUCUUCCUCGCCCUCCCCGUGCUCCCGGCGCCGGUCCGCCUCGAGCUGGCCCGCGUGGACGCCAACCUCACGGGCCACGACCUCAUCCGCCGCGCCGUGCAGCGCAGCCUCGACAGGCCGGGUGUCGUCGUGGCGCGCCCCAGCGGCGGCGGAGGGUCCGGGGCGGCGACCGCCGCGGACGGGGGCCGCAGGUCCGCCGCCGCCGCCGAGGCCCCGGUGGUGGCCGGAGGCGGGGAGUACCUGGUCAAGCUCGGCAUCGGCACGCCGCAGCACUUCUUCUCGGCGGCCAUCGACACUGCCACCGACCUCGUCUGGAUGCAGUGCCAGCCCUGCGUCAGCUGCUACCGCCAGCUCGACCCCGUCUUCAACCCCAGGCUCUCCUCCUCCUACGCCGUCGUGCCCUGCCGCAGCGACACGUGCGGCCAGUUAGACGAGCACAGGUGCCGCUCCGAGGACGACGACGCGUGUCAGUACACGUACAGGUACAGCGGGAACGGCGUGACUAGGGGCACCCUGGCCAUCGACAAGCUGGCCGUCGGCAGCGACGUGUUCCACGGCGUGAUCUUCGGCUGCAGCAACUCCAGCGCCGGGGGGCCUCCGGCGCAGGCGUCCGGGCUCGUCGGCCUCGGCCGCGGGCCGCUCUCGCUCGUGUCCCAGCUCUCGGUGCGCCGGUUCAUGUACUGCCUGCCGCCGCCCAUGUCCAGGGUGCCGGGAAAGCUCGUGCUCGGCGCGGCCGUGGACGCCGUCCAGAAUGUGUCGGACCGGGUGACCAUCACCAUGUCGUCCAGCACGCGCUACCCGUCCUACUACUACCUCAACCUCGACGGUCUCGCCGUGGGCGACCAGACCCCGCGCACGGUCAGGACCGCGGCGCCACCGCCCACGGCUAGAAGAGGAGCCGCCACCGGCGGCGGCAGCGCGAACGCGUACGGGAUGAUCGUGGACAUCGCGUCGACGAUCUCGUUUCUGGAGGCGUCGCUGUACGACGAACUGGCGGACGACCUGGAGGAGGAGCUCCGGCUGCCCCGCGCCACCCCGUCGCGCCGCCUGGGGCUGGACCUCUGCUUCAUCCUGCCGGAGGGGGUGGGGAUGGACCGGGUGUACGUGCCGACGGUGUCGCUGUCGUUCGACGGGCGGUGGCUGGAGCUGGAGAGGGACCAGCUGUUCGUGGAGGACGGCCGGACGAUGUGCCUGAUGGUCGGCAAGACCAGCGGGGUGUCCAUCCUGGGCAACUUCCAGCAGCAGAACAUGCAGGUCCUCUACAACCUGCGCCGGGGAAAGAUCACCUUCGCCAAGGCCAGCUGCGAAUCCAUGCCGUAGAUAGGUUCGUUCCACAUGGACUGGGAGUUGAUCCUGUACUCCGUGCGGAGAAUUUUAACCAAAUUGCACAUUGGGAGAUUAGAUACUGAUGAUGGUCUGCAUUAGCCUUUGCCUGAAAUUUCUGAAGUGCGUAGAAAAGUGUAACAUUUCAAUUUUCAUCAACCAGAGUCGAAAAAAGGA
This is a messenger RNA of Panicum hallii, 1624 nucleotides long. RefSeq names its product aspartyl protease 37-like. The record is from RefSeq and is a predicted model, not a curated record. NCBI's taxonomy places the organism in Eukaryota, Viridiplantae, Streptophyta, Magnoliopsida, Poales, Poaceae. The transcript has 2 exons. Gene Ontology annotation, cellular component: extracellular region. Bases 95 to 1444 code for a protein of 449 amino acids.